UCAAGUAUCGAUAAUGCCGAUUCGAAUAAUUUAGCUAAAGAUACUAAUUCAACUUGGGCAAAGAUUCUUUUUACUUAUUGUAAUAUCGUUGAAGAUUCAAAAAGUAUUUCUGAUGCUGAAGGUUCACAUUCUAUUGUUUCAAGUAACAUCACUGGUAAUACUCAAUGUGGUUCUUUCGUGGCAGAUAAAGAUUUUUCUUCAAAACAUGUAAAGAUUGAGAAAUCUGAUGAAAUUUUUGAUAAUGUUGAUUCUCAUUAUUUUCAUUCAGAUGAGAUUUUUGAUAGUGAAAAUGUUAGAAGUGGUGAGACAGAAGAUAUGUCUAAAAAAUCCUAUUUAACAACAUAA
Molecule: messenger RNA, 345 nt
Organism: Dentiscutata heterogama
Lineage: Eukaryota; Fungi; Glomeromycota; Glomeromycetes; Diversisporales; Gigasporaceae
Source: the annotation of a GenBank genome assembly